AUUCAAAGACAACUCACACUAUUUUAAAUUCAAAACGUUUUUUUCACAUAAGGUGUAAAUUUAUACAUAAUUCUUAUAGUAACUAGAACUGUUAACCGUUACAUUCUUCUUAAUCACCAGCUGCAAAGUGGACGCGUUGACUUCGACUUUUAUAUUAACUGGCAAUUAACAAUGGCACAUUCGAGUUCCGUCCUAACAACUGUGGAUAAAGCAGACAUUGAGAGGCACAGCAAAUUGAGUGAUUGGUGGAGUAAAAAGGGCUCUCUGAGGGGUUUACACACCUUCAACGACUUAAGGAUCCCCUAUAUAGUCAACAAUGUUGUCCUAACAGAUGAAAAAAGGAACUCUUCAAAACCAUUAGAGAACAAAAAAAUUUUAGAUGUCGGCUGCGGAGGUGGUAUCGUUUCGGAGGCAUUGGCAAAAUUAGGAGCACAGGUCACGGGAGUUGACGCAAGCAGUACCCUCAUCGAGAUGGCGAAGAAGCAUAGCGCUUCUAAUGCUGAUCUUCAAUAUAAUCAACCAACGUAUCAAUGCACAAGUAUCGAGGAGCAUGCCCAAACAUUUGUAAAUUAUUACGAUGCAGUUGUGGCUUCUGAAAUUGUAGAUCACGUGGCCAAUGUCGAUCUAUUUCUAGACUCUUGUGUGCAAACACUUAAACCAGGUGGAAAAAUAUUUAUAACAACACCGAAUAAAACACAGUUAUCGAGAUUUUUCGGUAUAUUUGUGGCGGAGAACAUUUUGAAAUUAAUACCCAAAGGACUUCAUAAAUAUGAAAAGUUCAAAAGCCCCAAAGAAGUUACUGAAAUCUUGCAUAAAUAUAACUGUGAAGUAAAUGAAGUGUACGGGUUACUUUUCAACCCGAUCACAGAAAAUUGGUGGUGGUCAUAUUUUCAAUUUUUAUGGUAUGCUCUUGUAGCAACUAAGCUGAGUACAUAGGAAUGUUUGAAAUAAAAACUAUUGUAUC
Messenger RNA from Zerene cesonia (dogface butterfly), 964 nucleotides. Its product is annotated as ubiquinone biosynthesis O-methyltransferase, mitochondrial-like. Bases 172 to 936 code for a protein of 254 amino acids. Gene Ontology annotation, molecular function: 2-methoxy-6-polyprenyl-1,4-benzoquinol methyltransferase activity. Lineage: Eukaryota; Metazoa; Arthropoda; Insecta; Lepidoptera; Pieridae. The transcript has 6 exons. The record is from RefSeq and is a predicted model, not a curated record. Gene Ontology annotation, biological process: ubiquinone biosynthetic process.